AAAGCGGCAGCCAAACAACUACAAUGCUACGCUCUGCUCCGAUCAGGAGGAAUCCCUGGUGUCAUGUACGUUCGUGGAAGUGAUCAAUCCCAUGUGCAGAAAUGGGUGGACACCGUUCAUGGUCUGAGGUACAAGGACUAUCAACUCGUCGCUCCUGUGGCCACUGUCGCGGGUGCCGAAUUGCUAUCUGGUCUCACUCAGGCGGGGACUCUCCAGGAAGUCGAGACUGUGAAGGAAAUGGCGGCCCAUAUGGAGCGACAGGGUCUACAGAGAUGGUGGCGUGCUGCGAUGGGUUUUGUGAAUGAAUGA
This is a messenger RNA of Cladophialophora yegresii CBS 114405, 309 nucleotides long. RefSeq lists its product as uncharacterized. Bases 64 to 309 code for a protein of 81 amino acids. The record is from RefSeq and is a predicted model, not a curated record. The transcript has a single exon. Lineage: Eukaryota; Fungi; Ascomycota; Eurotiomycetes; Chaetothyriales; Herpotrichiellaceae.